Messenger RNA from Orbilia oligospora ATCC 24927, 417 nucleotides. RefSeq lists its product as uncharacterized. NCBI's taxonomy places the organism in Eukaryota, Fungi, Ascomycota, Orbiliomycetes, Orbiliales, Orbiliaceae. Gene Ontology annotation, cellular component: Golgi apparatus; endoplasmic reticulum; endoplasmic reticulum-Golgi intermediate compartment. The coding region runs from base 1 to 417 and encodes 138 amino acids. Gene Ontology annotation, biological process: UDP-N-acetylglucosamine biosynthetic process. The transcript has a single exon. The record is from RefSeq and is a predicted model, not a curated record. Gene Ontology annotation, molecular function: monosaccharide binding; glucosamine 6-phosphate N-acetyltransferase activity.
AUGGAAGAUUUUGAGGUCUUACACGAAACACCUUCGCCAGAGGACUACUUCCGCCUCCGCAAAAUUUCCGGACUUACGCCAAAGUCCCGAGAAGCGAUAGCUCGAGGCCUUCCCAAUACCUUAUUCGGGGUUAUAGUCCGUCACAAAGCCGAUAGUAAAGUGGUGGGGAUGGGGAGGCUUGUUGGGGAUGGAGGACUCUUUGUUCAAGUGGUAGAUAUCGCGGUUGAACCAACAUGCCAAGGUCGCGGUAUCGGGAAAACUAUCAUGCAAACAAUCAUGGAUUGGGUUAAAAAAGAACUCUUUCCGAGUGCGUAUGUUAGCUUAAUCGCAGAUGGGGAAGCAUACCGGCUAUACGAGCAAUAUGGGUUUGAACUGACGGCACCAAGGUCAGUUGGAAUGGCUAUAUGUAUUCAGUAA